Messenger RNA from Argiope bruennichi, 6224 nucleotides. It is a transcript of the gene Nup205, whose product is annotated as nuclear pore complex protein Nup205-like. The record is from RefSeq and is a predicted model, not a curated record. NCBI's taxonomy places the organism in Eukaryota, Metazoa, Arthropoda, Arachnida, Araneae, Araneidae. The transcript is spliced from 40 exons. Gene Ontology annotation, cellular component: nuclear pore inner ring; nuclear pore. Gene Ontology annotation, biological process: nuclear pore organization. Gene Ontology annotation, molecular function: structural constituent of nuclear pore. Bases 78 to 6035 code for a protein of 1985 amino acids.
GCGAACGCAUGGCGGUAAAUAUUUAUUAUGAGAUUUGAAAAUUAAUGUUCAUAUAUUUUUUUUACAAUUGAUAAACCAUGAAUUCGGAACCUGUUGUGCUAAAUUUGAAUGAUAGCACACUUUGGGCACCUUAUAAAGAAUUAUUCAAUGUUAUUUAUAAUGCUAUUGGCCGAAAAGAUUCUUCUGCUGUGCAAGAUUUGGAAGUUGCAUUGAAGAGACAUAAACCUGAUUUUAUAUGCUUGCUAAGAAAUCCUCCAAGGAGUCCAAUACAUAGAGAUGCUGUUAAGCAAGCCUCAACUACUGGUAUUGCUGUUGUUGGCCGAACAGGUCUUCAGAUUUUGCCGCAAUCACUUAUAGAUGAAGCUCUUAUUAUAAGUGAUAUGUUUGACCUAAAUGAAUUGACAUCUUUAGAACUUUUAAUAUCAGGUCAGCAACAACAACCUCGUUUCCCUGGUUUGACUCGAGGAUUGGUUGCCAUGCUACUCUACUAUGAUGGCCGUCGGAAUUUGGUGAAUGCUCUUCAGCUUCUGGUGCAAGCUCGAGAAGGUCGAACUUGGACUUUAGGAAUCAGUUCUGAACUAUCAGCAAUUAUUAUGAAAUACACUGACCAACUCAAGGAAGAAGGAAUUGUUACAAAAAUUAUUGAUCUAAUAGAAAAAAUGGAUGUUACAAAAGAAUUGGAACUAUUGCAUAGGAAUCGUGCCUUAGGUGGGCCCAGAUAUCGAAAACAGGUUACAGAUUUAAUUUGUGAAAUUAAACAAACACUUGCUGAAAUUUUAUUUGGUUGGGCAUGUCAGGGAUCUUUCACUGAAGAAGAAGUGUCUCGUUUACUGUCAUUUCUUUCAAGGCAAACAGGUGUCAGCAGUGAUGGUAGUAUGGAUGAUGCUGCACUUACAUCUGCUAUGGCAUUUUUGUAUGUCAUUGAUGUCAGCAUUCUGCAGACUUCUGAUGAAAUGGAUGCUAUAAUUCAGAAAUUAAAUCUAGUUUGUGUGCCAGAUCUUGCUUCUACCAUCCAUCGGCAAUUAGUUUUGAAUUCUGACAAAUGGCAAAUGUCAGGGUUAAAAGCCAUUUUUCAACUGGCUUGGGGUGUCACACUAAGAACUUUAUCUCAGUUUCCUGUUGCCACUAUUGGCGGAAAUGUAGGUGAAUGUUUAGAGGAUGAUGAAAAGACCAUUGACAUUGCUAUUGAAGAUAAUGCUUUCCAAGCUCUAAGGAAUCUUGUUGUGAAGAAUUCUGUCUUUCAUGAACAAGAGUUUUUCUUGAAACGCAUUCAUAAUGUAAUUACAGAUUUUAUUGUUCUGAUGCCAAUUAAGGUGAAAGAGCUUAGGAAUCGAGGAGAUGAAGCUGCAAGAAUCAUUGCUUCUCAUUCACAAGAAGGUUUAGAACCUCCAACUAAUCUUCCAUUACAUUUUGAACAUUUAUUAAAUUUGAUUUCAAGUAUAUAUUGUAAAGAUCCAUUGAAUUUAAAAUUAGCAUCUGAAUUUUGGUGCCCCUCUGAGAGCUUGAUGGAACAAUCCUAUUUACAACGACCAUCCCAAAGACAGAUUGCUUUGUAUAAAUUUAUUCGGGUUGCCGGUGAUUUGUUGCCACCACCAUUGUUUGUUCCUUAUCAUCAGAUGUUGACAAGUUUAUCGAAUUCACCAGCUUGUGCUCAUAAUUGUUUUACAAUGUUGAAAAUGAAUGGCAGAAAUGGAUCUGGACAAGGUAGUAUUGUGUCAUGGGAUCAUUUCUUUGCUACCUUGCAUCGAUAUUAUAACAGUUUACAUGAAGAAGUUCCUUCUGCUUUAGAUAGGCAAUACACAUAUCCCCAAAGAAUGCAUUCAAAAGGAAUAACACCCCAAGAAGUCCAAGGACUUAUUGCUGUUCUCCAAUUGAUUUCUCAAGUUGUUCGGCUUGAUGAAAUUGCACGAAUUACUUUGGCUGAAAAUCCUCAGUUACCAACUGUUGUGAUAUUGGGCUUGGUGACAUGUAGCAUUCCAGCAACUCUGAAGGCUGCUCUUAUUAACUGCUUAGCUGCUUUUGCUGAAUCACCUGAAAUUGCUUUAAAUAUUUGGCAAGGAUUAGAGAUGGCACAGAUUAUACCUACUGUGAAAUCUCUUACUGUCUAUCAUCCUUCAGGAAUAUUGAUGGAAUUAGAAGAAGUGGAGACUCGAAUGGAAGAGUAUCCUGUGACCCGUGCUAUGCUGUCUCUCUUGGAUUCUCUUUUAAACCAUCCUUACCCAUCUAAUCUGGGUUCAGGGUCUCGUCAGCCUGGAAUCGAACCAUAUUUACAAUUUGUUAGAGAGUCUGUAUUACUUCGAUGCAAUUCAAGAGCAUAUAAAACAGGAGGAGAAAAAUGGAAAAUUAUGGCUUUAUGCUUUAAAAUCCUUGAAAAAGUCUUGAAAACGAGUAAUUUUCAGUCACCAAAUGCUGCUUCUAAAUCUAGUGUUGGAAUGUCAAUUUUAUCACAAAUGUUACAAGACAGUGGAUUAUUGAGAACUGUACUUUUUAUUUUGGAUGAAGGAGUAAGAGUCUUGGAUCAAUAUGCUUCUGUUCCAGGCCAGUCCAAUUUAGAAGAAUGUACACUGUUAGCUUUGAAGUUAGUUCAAGCCACUUUAAUCAAACAAGAGCCUUUCUUGCAGCAAGUACGUGACAGUGGUUUUGAUUUGCUUGUUACAUCUCUUGAGAACUUACUAUUAAAUAUAAACCCUAGAAGUGGCCAAGCUGAUCAUCUGCUUGUGAUUGCCAAGUAUGUCACAUAUAAUGCUUUCAUACCUAAACAUAGUUUGUAUUCCAUAACCAUCUUGUAUGCCUUAUGCACUUCUAUUCAAAUAUCUCAACAUUUAGUUGGAGUAUUUGAUAGUGACUCGAUUGAGAGUGAAAUAUUGUUAAAAGGGUUUGUUGAAAUGCUUGAAGUAGAUGCUUCUGGAGACGAAGAUGAGUCUGAAGAUACCACUAUUCAAACAAGAAAUAAAGCACGACAACAGUUGCUCCAGUUAAUUUUAAAAUGUCUUAGGCAACCUGGUCCUAAUUUAUCUCAUUACUUGUUAGGCUUUAAUUUGAGAAAGCCUAUUUCUCAAACAGAAAUACAAGAACCUGGUGUAAUGGGAUCCAAACGCACAUGUCUCCAUGCUAUUUUAUCUUUCUUGGAUUCUGGAAGCUAUUCUAACACGUGUCCUUCAAAUGUUUACAAUGCACCUCGAUCAGCUGAAUUUGCUUAUCAGUUGAUUUAUGUAUUGUGCACUAAUAAUGAUACAUCUGGAUCCACUUUAAGAUAUCUGAGGUCUACUCAUGAUUUUCUUUUCCGCCAUCUCCAGUUUUUGCCGUUCAAAUUUGCUGGUAACAAUGAUAUAAAGAUUCUUCGGCAGCAGUCUUGGUUAUUGCGAACAUUAGCUGUUGAACUGAGAAUCACAUCUGCUCACCAUCAACGCUCGCAUGUACAGCGUCUACUAAGCAGUCUCCUGGAUGAUAAACCUCCCAUAGAAAGUGGUACUUUAGAUGCUAGCUUAGAGCCAUCAUUUGGAAUUUCGAAUAUCUCUUCAUAUUCUUUUAUGAAGCCUACUUCUGGUACAUCUCGGAGGAAAUUAAUGCAAAUUUUAGAUCAUAUAAGUUUUCAACAUUCUUUGCCUAUAAUACCUGGUUGGGAAUAUUUUGAAAAUGCUGAAGUUGAGCGUGUUUUAAAAGAAUGUGAGAUACAAGAACCAGACUGUCCACGUUUAAUUGAUGUGGAGGAAUUACACAAUAGACUUUCAGAAGAAACAAUAGGAUUGCAAAAUGCUUCUUUUCUUGGGCAAAGACCAGUCAUGAUGCAGGAAAUUUCAAAGGUUUUAGAAUAUGCUGUAAGUUGUAAUGAAGCUCGUGAGUCUAUCUUUGCUAAAAGAUUAUUAUUUGAUGCUUGGAGACAAGUGACAGAAGUUCUGCUUAUUGCAUGUCCUUUGGAAAUGCUUGGUACAGAAAAGAAGGAUCAAAUGGUACUUGAAGUAUCACAAGAAUUAUUAACCAAAAUAAUGCAACCAGAUGUAUUACCAGAACUUAUGCCACCUGCUUCAGGUGUUAUCCUAACACUGAUGUCAACGUUACGUCAUAGCAUGGUUGCCUCCUUAUUAAAACCUGUCAAUCAAUCUUUGUCAUCCAUCAACAACAACACUUUUGAUCCUCAUGUUGCUGAGGCUUCUAUGAUCCCACUUACUCAUCAUUCUUCAUUACUUGCUGUUUUGAGAGCUGUUAUAGACUGUUUGCUCAAGACUGGAACUGGUUUCCAGAGAGUGAGAGCUAAUUUCUACAGUGCAUUUUUAAAUUUAUUGUGUAUUGUUCAGAAACCUCAGGAUAUUCAAGCUUCAACACCAAAGGGAGUUGCUUCCUCAAUUUUAGAUCAGGAAUCUGAAGCUAAGAAACUACGUACUGAGUAUAUGGAGGUAAUUCUCAGUUCUGGAGAAACCAUAACGGAAAUAAUUUGCAGAGAUGCUUGCACUGGACAUGAUAUUACCAAGAUGUUGUCCUUAGCUGUUCUUGAUGUUGUUGUCUCAUUAGAUACUCAACAACAGUGGCUAGCAUUCUUAGUUUCCAAAGGCUAUUUGAGGCAUAUUUUAGACAGUUUGUCUAAGGAUGAUGAAGAAUUGCAAAAUCUUUUUAAUAGGAAUUCAAACACUUUCAGAAUAUUUUAUGUUUUUGAAUCCAAAAUGGCAUUAUUGACCAGAAUUAGCUCCUCUACAAAUGGUGCUUUAUCUUUAUUAAGAAAUGGUGCUAUUCAUAGACUUGCUGAAUGCAGAGCAUUAGAUUUAAGACCUGAUUUACCAAGUGAAUUCAAACAAGACAGUAGUAAUUGGAUAUAUCCUGAUCUUUUAAAAUGUUAUCGCCAAAUGUUCAUGGCCAUCAUGAAAUUAAUUUUAUCAAUUGCAAUGACUUUGGGCUCUGGUCAUAGAGAGGCUACUUUACAGUUGUUAGAGUUUGUGGUUUGCAAUGGAGAACUCUUUUCUCAUGUGAUUCGUGAUCCAUCUAAUUUGUAUAGUCUUGAGGCAUUGGAGGAAUUAAGUGUUAUAUCUGCGGUUUUAUCUCGUGCCAGCUUUGAUGAUCCCAAUACAUUAACUGGGGAUACUUUCUUGAGUGAACAGAGAGGGCAUCUGUUAUUAUUAAGACAACAUAUGAUGAUGCUAAUACCUAGACUCAUGGCCAUUGAAAGUUCUGAAACUUCUCAUCAAAAUUUAGGAGUUAAUAAUAAUCCUGAAGUUUUAGCUCGCAUGAAAAUGCUACGUCUUCAGAUUGCAUCCCAUGUUCUUGGUUCAUGUUGCAAUGUCAUUACAAAAUCUGGAAUUGAUAUGCAGAACUCUACUAUUCUUUUUGGACCUUAUAUUGCUGAAGCUUCUACUUCAGAUUCAUUUAAUUUAGCUCCUUCAAGCUUUCAAAAAAGGUUACCAUUGAGUAUUGGUCGUUCACCUGAUUUAGGCCUACUGAUUACUCUUCUAUACAGAUCAGCUUCAGAGUUACAAAUCAGCAUUGAUGAACAGAAAGUUCUCACCCACAGACUUCAAACUCUUUCAACUCUAACAAGCGAUGAACUUGCAGAAUAUCUUACAUCUACAACUUCUGAAGAGCAGCCAACUGUUCAGCAUCAGCGGGAGUUUGUAAGAGCAUCUCUUCAAAAAUUGAUUAAAUACAAAACUAAAGAAAUAUCAAUUUUGUCAUAUAUGAUUGAAACAGCAGCUUUUAUUCUUCUCAAAUAUUUAGAAUUCUUUUUCAUAACAUGUAAAAAGGAAAAUCUUCCAUUCUCUGUAUCCGAUAAAUCUCACCAGCAAAUUCGCCGUCUCCAAGAUCCAGGGUCUGUUAGUCCUCUUAGCCCACAAAAUGCCAGAAAUAAAUUUCAGGAGCAGCCAAAAUCUAUUCCUUCUCAGUUUGACUUUGAAAGCUUUAAAAAUGAUGUCAAAACAACAUUAGGUGACCCCUUCUUUAGAAAAAUGAAAUCAGUUGAACAGCUACUGGGCCAAGGCAGAAAUCAAACAAGCUUUUUAGAAGCUAUUGUAAAUCGCUUGAAAAGAUUAGUGAAAAUUCAAAUUAGAUGAAAAAAAUCUUGUUACUUAAAGAAAAUAUAUUAAGUGAUCCGUAAUUAUACCAGCUUUAUGAUGAACUUGAUUAUUUAUUCUGGACUAUAAAAAAAAGUUAUGAAUGCCUUUGCUAUUCAAUAUAUGAUAUAGUUUUGAAAAUUUGUAUUUGAUAUUGAUUUUUAUUGUAAAAUAAAUAUUUUUACAUAU